Durio zibethinus is the source of this 2259-nucleotide messenger RNA. Lineage: Eukaryota; Viridiplantae; Streptophyta; Magnoliopsida; Malvales; Malvaceae. The record is from RefSeq and is a predicted model, not a curated record.
CAGACGAUAAAAUGUUGUUAAUUGGGCUGGGCUGUACACAAAAGUAAAGUGCAUAAUCCGAGCAAAGCGCCGCCAUUAAAUUUAAAGCUUUUGGAGCUAAACCUGGGAGGUUUUCGCUGCUCUUUCACUCUGUGCUGGAAAUAAGUUCACUUCUUUCAGGGAUUAGCUUCUUCUCUGUAGCAGGUAAGUAAAGACUUGGUUUCAAUUCCCAUGUUGUAUUUUCUUUGUAGAAGGAGUGUUCUCCAUGGGAGACAAGCUACAACAGCCUCUCAAAGUCACACACUUUUUCACUUGUUUCCAAAUGACCCAACUAGUUUCAGGCUGUCAAAUACUCUCAGAUUGAUGUCAACCACUUCAAACCAGAACUCGCUCACGGUUUCAUACCUCAUAAACAAACUUGGGUUCUCCCCAGAAUCUGCUUUGGCAGCUUCCAAUUAUGUCCAUUUGAAGGCCCCUAAUAGUCCUGACUCUGUCAUUUCAUUUUUGAAAAACAUGGGUUUUCAAAAUCCCAUAUCAAAACAAUGGUCAACAAGGUCCCAAGAUUGCUUGCUUCUGAUGCUGAGAAAACCUUUUUGCCCAAGUUGAAAUUUCUUCAGUCCAAAGGUAUUUCAAGCCCUGACCUUGCCAAAUUGUUGUCUAGUUUCCCAAAUAUUCUGCUAAGAAGCUUGGAUAGACAAAUUAUCCCUUUUUUCAAUACUUACAGUAAUCUGAUUCAGUCUGAUGAAAAGACUAUUAAAGCUAUAAAAUGGAAUCCGUUUCUCAUAGGAUAUGAUGUGAAUAUUAUUGAUGCUCAUUUGUUACCAAACAUGAAUAUUCUACGCGAUCAUGGAGUGCCCGAAUCAAAUGUUAUAAAAAUGCUUCACCAAUUUCCUAGAGCUUUGUUGAUAAAUCCUGGUGGCUUAAAGGAGGUUGUGGAAAAAGUAGAGGAAACGGGGUUGAAUCCUCAGAUAGUGAAAUUUAUUCAUGCUGUCUCUGUGUUGGCCGGAAUGAGCAAAUCCAUACGGGAGAGGAAGGUUGAUGUUUACAAGAAGUGGGGUUGGUCUGACAAAGAGAUUUGGGAAUGUUUUCGAAAGUAUCCAUCUUGUUUUGCAGUUUCUGAAGAUAGGAUCAUGGCGAUAAUGGAUUUUCUAGUGAACAAGAUGAGUUUCGCUUCUUCUCAUGUUGCUAAGCAACCAAGUAUUCUGAGUCGGAGCUUCAAGAAGAGGAUCGUUCCAAGGGGUUUGUUUGCUCAACAUCUGUUAUCUAAAGGUUUAAUUAAAGACUUGAAAUUGUCUCCAUUAUUUGACACCACGGAGGAGCGGUUCCUCAAGUCUUUUGUUGCCCGUCAUGUAACUGAAGCACCAGAACUCUUGGAGCGAUAUAAUGAAAUAUUGAAAAAUUACAAUCCCAGUCAUAUCCUUGAAUAUCUUGUUGCACCAUUAUUUACAAAUGCAUCACCGGGAUAUUGGCAAACAGAAUCAAAUGUUGCUAGCCCUCAUUAGUAAAAGCCAGAGUGCUUUUGUGGAGGGAAUGAGCUUUAGUAGACAAUUUGCUUAUGGCUCAGGAGUUGGUUAAAGGCUACAGUAGAUCUACUUUGUUCCCUAGAUGUGCGUUGAAGAUUGACUUGAAAAAGGAAUUUGAUUCUCUGAACUAGAACUUUAUCUUCAAUGUUUCAACCGUUCUUGGUUUUCCCAUUGGGUUUAUUUCCUGGAUCAAAAGCUGCAUCUGCAUUCCAAAGUUUUUUGUAGCUAUUAAUGUGUCUUUUAGGUUUCUUCUCUAGAAAGAGAGGGUUAAUACAAGGUGAUGCUCUAUCCAUUUAUUUGUUUGUACUAGCUAUGAAUGUUCUCUCACUUAUGCUAGAUCAAGCCGUGUCUAAGGUUUGUUUUCAGUUUCAUGCUAAGUGCAAAAGAAUCAAUCUUACUCCUCUCAGCUUUGCUAAUAACUUGAUGAUAUUAAGCAAAGGCAGUAGAGAAUCUCUCAUAGCUAUUCAGGGGUUCUUCAAAAGUUUUAUAGUCUCCCUAGCUCGUUGCUGAACGAUUCUGAAGAGUGAACUAUUCAGCUCGGGCGGCUGACCAGGAUAUUACUGCUAUUCGCAAAAUCACUGGUUUCAAGACUUGGCAUAUUGCAGUUAGAUACCUUUGUGUUCCUUUAGUGACCAGGAGAUUAACUGGACGUGAUUGUUUCCCAGUUACAGAAGAGAUCUUCAAUUGAAUUAAUGAUUUAGCUUGCAUUUGGCAACCACCAACACAUUGCACCAUGAUUACUCCACACAUUCAACAA